Messenger RNA from Dendronephthya gigantea, 6510 nucleotides. RefSeq lists its product as uncharacterized. Gene Ontology annotation, cellular component: membrane. Lineage: Eukaryota; Metazoa; Cnidaria; Anthozoa; Malacalcyonacea; Nephtheidae. Gene Ontology annotation, biological process: cell communication; metal ion transport. The record is from RefSeq and is a predicted model, not a curated record. The coding region runs from base 114 to 5756 and encodes 1880 amino acids. The transcript has 28 exons.
UCAGCCAUCACGUGUCCAAUUUCGUGACGGUUUUCUGGCUAGAUAUGACGCUGUCAGCACCUGCGUGCAUCGGGGCGAUAAGGGGUGUGAAGUGUGCACGAAUUAUGCCUUAAAUGGUUUCACAGAUUCAAUACAACGUCACUUCAUCCCGGCGGGCCAAUCGUAAGGAUCAUACCAGAAAAAAGAAGAAGCAAGUUACUGAACAAAAUAAAAUGGAUGUGAGAAUAACUGUUGCCUUAUUUUUGCUUGGCGGUAUUCUUGAAGCUGCUGGUAAAUGUAACACACCAAUGGAAGUUGCUGUUGUGAUUGAUGCCUCUGAUACUUUAUCCCCCAGGAAUAUACCUGAAGUAAAAAGCUUUCUAAAAAGACUGGCAGCAACAUUUAAGGUGGCACCACAUGCAUCUCACAUGUCAGUAAUUUUGGCAGGGGCUCGCGUUAAUGUCGCUAUAGAUUUAUUAAAGAUCGGUGCAAGUGUGAGGACAUUUUCUAAUGCUGUCGAUACGUCUAUAAAAGCGUUAGGAGGGGAUUCGAGUUUAGAUAGAGGACUAAGUUUAGUGAAGGAUGAGGUCUUCACAGUUAAAAAUGGUGCACGGAACUUUCUACCACUGAUUGUGGUGGUUUUGACCAACGGACGGCAGAAAGACAGUGGAGUCUUAGAAGACAAAGCUAAGGAGCUUCUUGAUAUGAAUGUUCACGUCUCUGUUGUUGGCGUGGGGGAUGACAUCUCACGUGAUGAACUUAAGCUGAUGGUCAGAAAUGAAAGUGAAUAUCUUUAUCAGGUUGAAUCCUUUAAAGAUUUGGAUGCCUUAGCUGUAGAUGUCGGGAAAGACAUUUGUAAUAUAGACCAUCUUGGUUCUCUCGCUAUUUGUCAAUCUACAUUGGAUAUUGGUUUUAUUGUUGAUUCCUCUGGAAGUAUAAACCAUGCAGGAUACCUGAAUAUAAAAAAUUUUAUGAAAAGUAUUGCAGUAUACAUGGGAUUCAAACCUGGCUUGACGCACAUUGGAGUGGUAUUGUAUAGUAAAAAAGCAGAAUUACAUACGGGUUUCGCUAAGCAUUCGAACGUCAGAAGACUAUUUCAAAUGCUGUGGAAAAUUCCUCAUCAUAAGGACGUAACCCGCAUUGACCUAGGACUUCAUGUUGCCAAUACCGAACUGUUUACUACGAAAGCCGGUAUGCGAAAGAAUGCGAAGAAAAUAGCGAUUUUGUUUACGGAUGGAGAACAGACAACCCAAGGUGUCACUGAUUUAAUACCACUCCGUGAAGCAUCGAACAGACUGAGAGAACGAGGUAUUAUCGUAUACGCUGUCGGUAUUGGAGAUUCAGUUAAAAGAAAACAACUUUUGGAUAUCGCUGGUGACGAGGGGCAUGUAAUAGAGUUAAGCUCGUUCAGUGAAUUACAAGAAAGUGCAGCUAAAAUUGCAGCAUCAACCUGCCAAGCCGCAGAUCCACCCGUGAUUAACUUUACUCAAUCCGUCUACGAGACGAGUGAAGACAAGAAAGCAGUUGUUAGUAUAAUUGUCACAAAGAAUAGAGUGAUUGCUCCAAUCACCGUAAGCAUUCAUCCAAGCCCAGUUACAGCCGACAGUAGUGAUUUUCUUGCCAUCGUUCAGAAUGUGACAUUCCAACCAGGCGAAACGCAAAAAACAAUUGCCUUUGACCUCGUGAACGACCGUCGUGUUGAAGCUGAAGAGAGUUUUUUCGUAUCAUUAUCGUCGGUUUCACGAGCGAUAUUAGGAGAACCGUCAUCAGUGAACAUCAUUGAUGAUGACGUCGUCCUUAAUUUCACUCAACGUGUUUACACCGUGAAGGAAAAUGAAAGAAAGGCAAAAGUUGGAAUUUAUGUAUCAGACGGUGCUGUAUCCAAACCAUUGACUGUACGGGUAACUCCACAAUCAGAUACGGCUGACAGACAAGAUUUUGACUAUGCUACAAAAGACGUUACAUUCCAACCAGGGGAAACCAAGACUAAAUUUGUUGAAAUUGGUCUGGAUGAUGAUCGUAAUGUUGAACCAUCAGAGAGAUUUACUCUUUCUCUCUCAUCAAAAUCACGCGCAGUUCUUGGGAGGCCUUCAUCUGUGAUAAUCCAAGAUGAUGACGUUGUCAUAAAUUUUACUCGGCCCUCAUACAGCGCAAGAGAGAGUGAAGAAAAAGUUAAAAUAGGUGUUUUAGUGACCAAUGGUUACGUCUCUGACGUGGUGACAAUAAGAAUAAUUCCAUUAAUAACAAGAUUAGAUUCCGCUAGUACCGAUGAUUUUGACGAUACUGUCCAAGACGUUACAUUUCAACCUGGUGAAAGUGGUCCAAAAUUUGUCGAAAUUGGCUUGGUUAAUGAUAACGAUGAUGAGCCAACAGAACGAUUUACUGUUUCUCUCUCGUCAAAUUCACGUGCAAUUCUAGGAGAACCUACUUCUGUUAACAUACAAGAUGAUGACGUUCCACCUCCUCCAGUCAUCAGUUUUACACAGCCUGCAUAUAAUGCGUCAGAAAGUGGUAAUGCUGUUGUUGGAAUUUUUGUUGAAAGAGAAAAAAUCACUGAACCUGUCACUGUAAGGAUAACUCCAGGGUCAGAUACGGCUGAUGGAAAUGAUUUUGAUAGGACCGUCAAAGAAAUUACUUUUCAACCAGGUGAAACAGGUCCAAAACCGGUUGAAAUUAUCUUGUUUAAUGAUAACGAUGAUGAGCCAACAGAACGAUUUACUGUUUCUCUCUCGUCAAAUUCACGUGCAAUUUUGGGAAAACCUUCCUUUGUUUAUAUUGAAGAUGAUGACGUUCCACCUCCUCCAGUCAUCAGUUUUACACAGCCUGCAUAUAAUGCGUCAGAAAGUGGUAAUGCUGUUGUUGGAAUUUUUGUUGAAAGAGAAAAAAUCACUGAACCUGUCACUGUAAGGAUAACUCCAGGCUCAGAUACGGCUGAUGGAAAUGAUUUUGAUAGGACCGUCAAAGAAAUUACUUUUCGACCAGGUGAAACAGGUCCAAAACCGGUUGAAAUUAUCUUGUUUAAUGAUAACGAUGAUGAGCCAACAGAACGAUUUACUGUUUCUCUCUCGUCAAAUUCACGUGCAUUUUUGGGAGAACCUUCCUUUGUUUAUAUUGAAGAUGAUGACGUUCCACCUCCUCCAGUCAUCAGUUUUACACAGCCUGCAUAUAAUGCGUCAGAAAGUGGUAAUGCUGUUGUUGGUAUUUUUGUUGAAAAAGAAAAAAUUACUGAACCUGUUACUGUAAGGAUAACUCCAAGGUCAGAUACGGCUGGUGGAAAUGAUUUUGAUAGGACUGUCAAAGAAAUUACUUUUCAACCAGGUGAAACAGGCCCAAAACCGGUUGAAAUUGAUUUGUUUAAUGACAACGAUGAUGAGCCAACAGAACGAUUUACUGUUUCUCUCUCGUCAAAUUCACGUGCAAUUUUGGGAAAACCUUCCUUUGUUUAUAUUGAAGAUGAUGACGUUCCACCUCCUCCAGUCAUCAGUUUUACACAGCCUGCAUAUAAUGCGUCAGAAAGUGGUAAUGCUGUUGUUGGAAUUUUUGUUGAAAGAGAAAAAAUCACUGAACCUGUCACUGUAAGGAUAACUCCAGGAUCAGAUACGGCUGGCGAAAAUGAUUUUGAUAGGACCGUCAAAGAAAUUACUUUUCGACCAGGUGAAACAGGUCCAAAACCGGUUGAAAUUAUCUUGUUUAAUGAUAACGAUGAUGAGCCAACAGAACGAUUUACGGUUUCUCUCUCGUCAAAUUCACGUGCAAUUUUGGGAGAACCUUCCUUUGUUUAUAUUGAAGAUGAUGACGUUCCACCUCCUCCAGUCAUCAGUUUUACACAGCCUGUAUAUAAUGCGUCAGAAAGUGGUAAUGCUGUUGUUGGAAUUUUUGUUGAAAAAGAAAAAAUCACUGAGCCUGUUACUGUAAGGAUAAUUCCAGGAUCAGAUACAGCUGGUGGAAAUGAUUUUGAUAGGACCGUCAAAGAAAUUACUUUUCGACCAGGUGAAACAGGUCCAAAACCAGUUGAAAUUAUCUUGUUUAAUGAUGACGAUGAUGAACCAACAGAACGAUUUACGGUUUCUCUCUCGUCAAAUUCACGUGCAAUUUUGGGAGAACCUUCCUUUGUUUAUAUUGAAGAUGAUGACGUUCCACCUCCUCCAGUCAUCAGUUUUACACAGCCUGCAUAUAAUGCGUCAGAAAGUGGUAAUGCUGUUGUUGGUAUUUUUGUUGAAAAAGAAAAAAUUACUGAACCUGUCACUGUAAGGAUAACUCCAGAAUCAGAUACGGCUGGUGGAAAUGAUUUUGAUAGGACCGUCAAAGAAAUUAUUUUUCGACCAGGUGAAACAGGUCCAAAACCGGUUGAAAUUGAUUUGUUUAAUGAUAAUGAUGAUGAGCCAACAGAACGAUUUACUGUUUCUCUCUCGUCAAAUUCACGUGCAAUUUUGGGAGAACCUUCCUUUGUUUAUAUUGAAGAUGAUGACGUGGCUCCAAUUUGUGGUACACCACGUGAUGAUUGUCAUAAACAUGCUCUAUGUACAGAUGUGAGCCCUGGGGAAUAUAAAUGUGUUUGCAACCCUGGGUAUGCCGGAGAUGGAAAGUUUUGCGAAGUCAUAGGGUUCAGGUUUACAAAAAAAGUGUACGAUGUCAAGGAAUAUCAAAAAGUCGUUGUUGGGGUUGAAUUAGCGUCAGGUGAAAUAAGUGAACCUGUUACUGUCGAAAUAAAGACAAUACAAGGAACUGCUGAUGAUAGUGAUUUCAGUCCAGUUACCACGUAUGUGACAUUCGAACCUGAUGAAAAAGUUAAAAGUAAAACAAUAGUAAUUGAUUUGAUUGAUGAUGAUGUCGAGGAACCGACCGAAGAAUUUACCGUCAGGCUAUCCUCGCCGAUGCACGUAGCGGUUAGCCAGCCAUCCAGAGUUCGGAUAGAAGACGAUGAUGACGCUGAAAUUUGUGACAUGGAUGUUGGUUUUCUACUCGACUCUACUGCAAGCAUGCGAAACUGUAAUUAUGAAAAAGAAAAGGAUUUCGUGAUAAAACUCGCUGGAUAUUUCCAGGUCGCGUCUGGGGCCACUCAUACCAGUACUAUUGUUUAUGGUACCGAAAGUUUGCUUGUGAAGAGAUUUAACGAGACUACGUCACAGAAAGAUUUCCAAAAAAUAAUCAAUAAUCUUCCAUUCAAAGGAGGGAAGGCAAAUUUGGAUAAGGCGAUGCAUUUAGCCGCAACCGAAAUGUUCUCAGCAAAGAAUGGCAUGCGCCAAAAUGUUCCAAAAGUGCUUGUUGUCCUUAAUGAUGGUGCUCGAAAGGUCAUUACGCCGUUUGCACAAGAGAUCUCGUCCAUGCUAAGUAAACACGAGGUACGGGUUGUUGUCAUUGGAGUUGGUGAAGCGGAAAAGGAUCUAUUAUCUCAAAUUGUAACAUCGCCUGAAGAUUUGAUAAUGGUGGAGAAAUUUGAAAAUGCGACAACAAUGUUGGUUGCCUUACUCAAGCGCAUUUGUUUAAAACGUGACAGCAGUACAUGCCACGUUUUAAGAAAGAAAGUUGCUGAUUUGAAGAUCGGUGGAUGUGUCAGUGAAAAGCCAGUAGAGAUCGGCGUUUGUGGCGGACAUUGCUCUUCUUUUUCGAACUUUGUGAAACGAGAUGGAGUUUAUGAAAUGAAUUGUGGUUGCUGCAAAGCGAAUACCAAGGUUACGGUAAUCGUUGAUCUGAAGUGCAGUAUGAAUACAUACCAACCAUUUCACAUUCGGUCAGCAAAAUCCUGCACUUGUGAAUCUUGUGAAUCUGAUGAUUAGUGACGUAACUGUUAAAUGGUCACCCUCAGGUGGUAACAAACAAACUAUACAUUAGCUAUAUUGAAAUAUUAAUUUUGUAGUUAUAAUAUAUAUCAUGUAAAGGUAAAACAUGCUAAGUGUGUUCAUAUAUAACAUGGUGCUAAAUUUAGGUAGAUGUUAUCGAAAGCAUUUGGAACAGGUCUUAAAUCAUGCUCUUUGCUUACCAGUGAGUCGUCAAACCGGACGAGUUUCAGACUCUAAAACAGGACGAAACUGCGACCGGAAAAAUUAGAUGCAGUUCUAUAUAUAAAGAGAAAUUUCAGAUCAUUUCAGAUUCACAUGCAGUCAUCCAGUUUAGUAUACGUUGUAUCACUUGUAUGUAACGUAUAGAUAUUACUGAGCGAAAUUCAAAUGUCAAUCGAUGGUUAUAGAAUCAUGCAAGGACUUAAAACUUUGUGGGUAGUUUCAAAGGAGUAUGUCUUGUUAGGCUUGAAAAGUACACUUUUAGCUCAUAUAUUAAGUACCGUAUUCAUUUCUUUAUCCAGCGCAUACUAUACAUAGCAAGUGAAAUUUUCGUUGCCGAACAGCCAUGGGAUUUGAAGUUAUUACGAAUCAUACAGCGUCAUAUUCGAAUAUAUAUUUUCCAAUAAAUUCACAAUUGCUAUCUCAAUGAAUGAAUUAAUUAGGAACAGACACUUCCUGAAUUUGCUUGAAUGCACACAAAACAAUAGCUUGGAAACGAGGCAGGCCAUGAAAUCUAUUGUUUAUUGGCUGG